AGAGAGAGAGAGAGAGAGACUCCUCCUCGUCUCCGGUGUCAAACUUGACAUCAGCCUCUGAGCCGAGAAUGGUAACUUGUGUCGGAACAGAAGCCCUCACAUGAGUGGCAUGCUUCAUGGAGUUAUGUACCUUGUUUUGCCCCCUCAACAGCUAACAUGGAUUCCAAAACCUUAAUACUUUUCCUUUUUCUCUUCACGUUUAUUUCCAGCGCAGAAUUCAUUAUUCAUCCGUCCAAUGAAGUUAACCUGUUGGACUCCAAAGCAAGCCAAGGGGAGCUGGGCUGGAUAUCAUCCCCAUCCCAUGGGUGGGAGGAAAUUAGCGGUGUGGAUGAGCACUACACACCCAUCCGGACCUUCCAGGUGUGCAACGUGAUGGAAUACAGCCAGAACAACUGGUUGAGGACCAACUGGAUUCCUCGCAAUUCUGCACAGAAGAUCUAUGUGGAGCUCAAGUUUACCCUGAGAGACUGCAACAGUAUUCCCAUGGUCCUCACCUGCAAAGAGACAUUCAACUUACACUACCUGGAGACUGAUGAAGACCAGGGAAGUAAGUUUCGUGAACACCAGUUCUCCAAAAUAGACACCAUCGCCGCUGAUGAGAGUUUUACUCAGAUGGACCUGGGUGACCGUAUCUUGAAGUUAAACACAGAGGUCCGGGAGGUGGGACCCAUGACUAAGAAGGGCUUUUACCUGGCUUUCCAGGACGUGGGAGCCUGUGUGGCCCUAGUUUCGGUGCGGGUGUACUUUAAAAAAUGCCCUUUCACGGUGAGGAACCUGGCUAUGUUUCCCGAUACGGUACCCACGGACUCUCAGUCGCUCGUGGAGGUUAGAGGCUCAUGCGUCAAUAAUUCCAGAGAGGAAGAGCCGCCAAAAAUGUACUGCAGUACCGAGGGAGAGUGGCUGGUGCCUAUUGGGAAAUGCCUGUGCAUCAUAGGAUACGAAGAACGGGGAGUCGCUUGCCAAGCCUGCCGGCCCGGCUUCUAUAAGGCCUCUUCUGGGAACGUCAAGUGCUCCAAGUGUCCGCCGCACAGCUACACACACCAGGAGGGAGCCACGCACUGCGACUGCGAGAAAAACUACUUCCGUGCAGAAGACGAUCCCGUCUCGAUGGCCUGCUCUCGACCUCCAUCUGCCCCACGCAAUGUGAUCUCUGCCAUUAAUGAGACGUCAGUGAUUCUAGACUGGACCUGGCCGGCUGACAGCGGAGGCAGGAAGGACAUGACAUUUAACGUGGUCUGUAAGCGUUGUUGGCCGGGUCCUAGGCAGUGUGAACCCUGUCGAGGGGCCGUGCGCUUCUUGCCCCGUGCCACUGGCCUCACUAACACGACAGUAACCGUGGUGGACCUCCUGGCACACACCAACUACACCUUUGAGAUCGAGGCCCAAAAUGGAGUGUCCUCCCUGGCCCCCACAGUCCGCCAGUAUGCUGCGGUCACCAUCACUACCAACCAAGCAGGUGAGUCUCCCAUCUUAGAAUAUUCUAUUGACUUCACUGCAUUAACAUCCAGAAACAGCAUCUCUCUGUCAUGGAUGGAGCCAGAGAGACCCAAUGGGAUCAUUUUGGACUACGAGGUCAAAUAUUAUGAGAAGCAGGAACAAGAGACCAGCUACACCAUCCUGAGGUCAAAGGGCACAAACGUUACACUGAACGGACUUAAACCCGACACGAUCUACCUGCUACAAAUCAGAGCACGCACCGCGGCCGGAUACGGCGGCAGCAGUCGCAAGUUUGAGUUUGAGACCAGUCCAGACUCCUUUUCCAUGUCCAGUGAGAACAGUCAGGUAGUGCUGAUCGCUGUCUCCUCCGCCGUGGCCAUCAUCCUCCUCACUGUAGUGCUCUACAUUGUGAUAAGCAGGUUGUGUAGAUAUAGCAAGUCCAAACAUCCAGAUGAGAAGAGGCUGCCCUUUGGCAACGGCCACUUGCGACUGCCUGGAAUCAAGACCUACGUGGACCCGCACACUUAUGAAGACCCGAGUCAAGCAGUGCACGAAUUUGCCAAGGAAUUGGAAGCGUCCUGUAUCGCCAUCGACAAAGUGGUUGGGGCAGGGGAGUUUGGAGAGGUGUGCAGCGGCCGACUGAAGCUGCCGUCUAAGAAGGAGAUCUGUGUGGCCAUCAAGACGCUCAAAGCCGGAUACACAGAGAAGCAAAGGCGGGGCUUCCUCAGUGAAGCGAGCAUCAUGGGACAGUUCGACCACCCCAACAUCAUCAGGUUGGAGGGUGUGGUCACACGCAGUAAACCCGUGAUGAUAGUGACCGAGUACAUGGAGAACGGCUCUUUGGACGGCUUCCUGCGAAAACACGACGCCCAGUUCACAGUGAUUCAGCUGGUGGGCAUGCUACGUGGCAUUGCAUCUGGUAUGAAGUAUCUGUCGGAUAUGGGUUAUGUGCACAGAGAUUUGGCCGCUCGGAACAUCCUGGUCAACAGCAACCUGGUGUGCAAAGUGUCAGACUUCGGCUUGUCCAGAGUGCUGGAGGAUGACCCGGAAGCCGCCUACACCACGAGAGGUGGCAAGAUUCCAAUCCGAUGGACCGCGCCAGAGGCCAUCGCCUAUCGCAAAUUCACCUCGGCCAGUGACGUAUGGAGCUACGGGAUUGUCCUAUGGGAGGUCAUGUCUUAUGGAGAAAGACCUUAUUGGGAGAUGUCCAAUCAGGACGUGAUAAAAGCAGUUGAUGAGGGCUAUCGUCUUCCCCCACCCAUGGAAUGCCCUGCCACGCUUUACCAGCUGAUGCUAGACUGCUGGCAGAAGGAUCGGAACAACCGGCCAAAAUUUGAGCAGAUUGUCAGCAUCCUGGACAAGCUCAUCCGCAACCCCAGCAGUCUCAAAAUCACGGCCAGCACCACGUCCAGACCAGUGAAUCUGCUUCUGGACAGGACCAGCACUGACAUCACUUCCUUUCACACAAUGGGUGAUUGGCUGGAGAGUGCGAGGACAUUGCCCUGUAAAGAUGCAUUCAGUGGGGUCAGCUACAGCUCCUGUGAUACACUGGCCAAAACCUCAGCAGAGGACUUCAAGAAAGUUGGUGUGACGAUUGUUGGACCUCAAAAGAAGAUCGUGAGCAGCCUAACAACACUUGAAACACACUCAAAGAACGGUCCAGUUCCUGUGUAAAAUAAAAAAUGAGCGAUGGAAAUGAAAGACACCUAAACGAGAUUGAUGCUGCUUUGGCUUUAACAGACAGGAAGUAGAUUUUAAACGAAAAGAGGAAGUGGAACUACAAUUCUUGAACACAUGUGCGAAGCAGAACAACCUUCCUGGAGAAAGAUCACGUCUUCCUGGGCACGAGGGGCAAAGAAGAUGAGCGCUUCUCCCAGCGAUUAUCAGCUGGGAGAGAGGCAGAUGAGCCGCA
Cyprinus carpio (common carp) is the source of this 3349-nucleotide messenger RNA. RefSeq names its product ephrin type-A receptor 3-like. The transcript is spliced from 17 exons. Lineage: Eukaryota; Metazoa; Chordata; Actinopteri; Cypriniformes; Cyprinidae. The coding region runs from base 157 to 3111 and encodes 984 amino acids. Gene Ontology annotation, cellular component: plasma membrane; neuron projection. The record is from RefSeq and is a predicted model, not a curated record. Gene Ontology annotation, biological process: protein phosphorylation; axon guidance; cell surface receptor protein tyrosine kinase signaling pathway. Gene Ontology annotation, molecular function: protein binding; ATP binding; transmembrane-ephrin receptor activity.